Molecule: messenger RNA, 1104 nt
Organism: Trifolium pratense (red clover)
Lineage: Eukaryota; Viridiplantae; Streptophyta; Magnoliopsida; Fabales; Fabaceae
Product: auxin-induced protein 15A-like
Exons: 1
Coding region: 312-689 (125 amino acids)
Biological process (GO): response to auxin
Source: RefSeq, a predicted model, not a curated record
UCCAACAAUAAGGGCAACUACAUCCUUUUCGUUUCAAUAAUGGCAUAUUAGAGGCAUUAUAAAGUUAUACAAAUAGCAAUAGCAUGUAAGCAUGAGAUAGAAAGGACUACAGCAAACUACCAUACCAAACCUUUGUCAAAACAUUUUCGGAUUUUGUCCAGUCAUUUUCCAAAGCACACAAGAUGUCUCAAAACUUGUCAGAUGAAAGAAUAAAGAGCUUAAUAUAUGAGUGUGCACUGAAUUAAGUUGCAGUAUAAUCCACCACAAGAACCUCAUAUCCUCAAUAUUAGCACUGCAGCUGAAGAAAAAACAUGGCGUGCAUGUGGCGCAAGAAUGCCUGCAGUGGCAAAAAACUUCCAUCAGACGUGCCGCGAGGCCACUUGGCUGUGAUAGUAGGAGAGGCAAACAGGAGGUUUGUCAUAAGAGCUGACUACCUGAACCACCCAUUGCUUCAACAACUGCUUGAUCAGGCAUAUGAAGGACAUGGCUUCAACAAGAGUGGUCCUCUGGCUAUACCUUGUGAUGAGUUCCUAUUUGAAGAUAUUCUUCAGUCCCUUGGUAGAGGAACUCGCACACGUCGAUCCUCUUCCCCUGUGCUUACAAAAAAGCUAGAUUUGUGCUUUUCCAAAGACUCUGUACCAUUACUUGAAGUAUUUGACAGAAAAAGGAGCAACAACUACAAGCAUUAAGCAUAAGAGUUAUUGUAGUAGCCUAAGGAGAACAACUUUAUCCAUCAUUUUCCUUAGUCGAUUACAUGCACUCCUGUCCAAGAGUAGUUCUUGACAACCAUGUUAUAAUUCCAAAUGAUAUCAUUUUGGAUUGUCCAGAUGCAAUAUCUGCUACCUGCCUGUUUUUCUUCUAUAGAUCAAUUUGUAUGAGUGUGUUUUUAUGUGUGUGUAGCAUGUGUAAUUCAAACGUACGUGAAUAUAUAAUGAUGCAUGUAUCUAUUUUUAAAAGAUAUGAUAUACAACACAAUUUCUGGUGAUGCAUUAACACAAGUAUACAACUAAGUAAUGGUUUGAAGCAGUGGAAUGCAGGAUCAUAAGUAUUGGAACAUUAAAAAGAAAGCAGGGUCAUAAGUUGUUUUGAGGACCAUAAUCUAAU